Molecule: messenger RNA, 4055 nt
Organism: Branchiostoma floridae (Florida lancelet)
Lineage: Eukaryota; Metazoa; Chordata; Leptocardii; Amphioxiformes; Branchiostomatidae
Exons: 2
Coding region: 237-2192 (651 amino acids)
Source: RefSeq, a predicted model, not a curated record
CCCUCACGCUGAACCGGAAGAACUUGUCGUACGAUCUCCCACUGCCCGAUCAUCACACCAUUUCAGGUCUACAGAAAAUGGCGGAUAGUCUGACGAAUACCUGAGUGUAACCACUCUCCUUUUGUACACAGGGUCCUUUUGUAGUGGCUUUGAGGUUGUAGGAUAGUCUGGUGUACGGAAAAGGGCACUGCUGCAGUAGUAUAUGGGAUAGAUCUAGAUAUUAUUAAGCACGGAAAAUGGAUACGGACAACAACCAACGGUCAGAAAAACAAGGCCUCCUCGUGACGCUGUCCGACACGGAGAGCUUGAGUAGCGCUGCUGAGUCUGCAGCUGAAGACAACGGUGACGAAAGGUCUCGGCUCCUCCCGAGCAGACGAGUCGGAGCUGCACGUGGGAUGCUGAGCAAAGGAAGAAUCGAAGAGGAGACGCCAGCCCUUCGCGAAGCUUACCUCAACACGUCAUUUCCGGAAGACGCGGACGACGAUUCAGACAGCGCUACCGCAGAAACAACAGGCAGUGCCGGGCCGACCGUGUCGUUUAAACGUCAGAAGUCGCCAUUACACGGGAAUAAGUCAGCAAAGGGUGACACUGGUGAACAAACUGAAUCCCCAGAAUGUCAGUCUAAAGUUUUAGAUAUUUCCGAAAAGACAAAAGAAGCGACGGACGAGGCAGAUGGCCCAAAAGACCUUCCAACAAUAUCGACUAUGGAAGGAACCGCCGCCUUGACCGAUUUGGAGCAGAAAUGCCUUUUCCCACACAGCGAGGGUAGUCCCCCAAAGGAUGAUACUUUACUAACAAUCGACAACUUAGAGGGGCCAAACAAACAAGCUGCCUACUCAACCGAGAAUGUUUACAAACCUGGGGCCAAGCAGGUCAAAGGUGAAAACACAACAGAGGGCGAUUUCCACGAUAACCCACAGGUGGGACAAUCCGCCAAGCCUUCCGUAGACAAGGACGAUGACCUGAUCGAGAAAGAAGCGACACCUCUUCUCCCGGCAGAAGAAAAGCCGUUGGUGUAUCCAAAAGCAGGUGAAUUUCAAGUCGGGCAGGCUGGCGGUGCAAAGGGGUUCACGAACGACGAGCCUCUGACGAUGGCGACCCAGGGUGGCGAGGACAGCUUACCAUCACUGGGCGUGCCAAGGCUGAGAACUCAGCGCAGCGGAGUCAGUGCCGAAGGGGAAGGUACGGUUGUAUUAGAAGAUGACAACGGACAACUGGCUUACUACGAGACGGCAGUGGCUGACGAGUAUGGCUACUUGCACAAACAUGGAUUCCCUCUUCUCAAGGAGACAAGCAAGACACUCACCAUUAACAAUCCUACACUCAAGCAGACAUCCUCGAGUUACAAGAAGAAUGAUCCCACCAUACGCGAGGGCGAAUAUCUCCUGAUUAAUCCUGGUCUGGACCUCAAGCAUGUACCUUCUACCUACACCUAUUCCAAGCCAGCACGGAAGACAAUACCGACGUCUUAUGUGCACCAAAUCCCUGUUAUGGAAGAAUCUGUCAAGACGUAUCAAAAGAACAUUCCAGAGAGCUUAAGGGUGGAGACGACCUACACACGAAACCUGCCAGUCCCUGAGGAAAUCCGGACUACUUUUGCAAAAAGCUUGCCGAUAAAGAAAGAGACGCCAACCACCUUUAAGAAGACUGAGCCGCAACUGCGGCUGUCUUCUUCGACGCUCAACUAUAGCACCCCAUCUUUGAAGAGCACCGGUUCGACCUACAAUUUCACUACGCCGAUUUUGGAGGAAUCACAGCUACAGAGUACGCACUCCCUCCCGGCGCUAUUCCAGACACAGUCGUCAUAUUCCAAAUCUACGCCAUCUCUUAAAAACAUCUCACUCACCCUGCUGAAAUCCACCCCUAGUCUGCUCGAGGUGCAGCACAACUUUGUACACAAUAAGCCACGCCUUCGUCAGCCAGACCGAGUUGUUUUCACAAAGUCCCUACCGGAGAUACACAAACCGGCGAUACCGCCAAGCAUGCGGCACAACACCCCGGUGUUCCGUGAAGAACCACCGGCCAUCUGGCUGUUCAACACCCCGGAGAAGGAAGUACCGGAAACCGUGUUCUUAGAUUUCAAACCUGUGCUAGAAGCACCGUUGAUCACUCAUCUGCACCCGAAACCAAUGUUGACCACGGGUGACGCUGAACAUGUGUUUGAAUUGAAUGAGCCUGUGUUAGACGAGUAGUGAUGGGUGACGUCAGACGUCUAGCUCAAGGAAAUUCUGUUGGAGGAAAGCAAAGACGACAAUAGACAAAAUGGAGAAGGGUAGUAAACUGCAGCACGAAGGGUGGCGGUUGACUAGUGUUGUAAUAGAAAAUAGAAUCUAAGAUAGCUGCUACUUUUGUGUAAUUUCCUAAUGUUUGAUUACGAAAUCUUGUAACCAAAUACCCGUAAGCAUGUACUUGUUUACAAGGUCUGAAAACAUCAUCGGAAUGUCUGUAGAUGUUUACAAAACAUACCUGGUGUGGUCAAUCAUAAACUAAUGUUUGCAAGCCCUAUACAUUUGUAUAACCUUAGGCAGAGAACAAAUGAGGGACUAACGUUGUAGGGGUAGCAGAACAUAUAGUAAUCUGGCAAUAUAGUGAUAACAGGGUGAAAGAAGGCUGCGACUCCCUUUCUGAAAAUUUGUAGGAUAUUUUGCGAACCUCUUGGUAAGGUCGAGGAAAAAAAAAACUUAUGCAUUGCCCAUGAGGUCAUAUCCAAUGUAAACUCGACCAGGCGAUUAUAUUGAAACAAAAAUCAAGCCUAAAUCUAAUUCAUCGUGGAAUACAAUUGUGGUUGCAUUUUAAACAUUUUAUCCAAUUUUUGUGUAUAUCCUUAAUUUGUUGUCGCCAAACAGCGGCAACUUUUAAUUGUACAAAAUGUAUUCUUUGACCAAAACAAUUUUAUCAGGGGUUUGGUGUACAGAUGUAUUCUGUAUGAUGUGUUUACCCAAUUUUUACAAUGAUAUCUGUGUUAGGUAUUGACAUGACUGAUAUUUGAUGUACAUAUUCAACGCUUACGAUCAACUAUUGCCAUCGUCAUUUGUUACAUCACAUUGGUGUUACCUUUUCGUACCAGGAUGAAACGUUCUUUUUUAAGCAACUACUAUAAUCUUCAUAACAAAAUAUGCGACACGUCGCGGAAGCUCAAUCAUCUGUAUCUUUCUUUCGUUCAAUCAUUCCUGACAGACAAUCACCAGCUGUCCUCCUUUCCACCGGACAGCGAUCACUGAGCGACCACACAGUGACUAAAAUUAGAGUUUUUAACCAUGGAACUUCAUAAAUGUAGGAGAUAAUUAAAAAGAUAUAAAACACAUUAACAUAAUAAACAAUUCUUAGUCUAUAUUCAACAAAUGAUCCUUUGCGUGACCUGUAAAAUGUUUGGUCGCUCAGUGGUCGCAGCCACUAUUGGAAAAGGGGACGUUAAACGAUAUAGAUAACUACAGUCGACUCAUGAGGUGUCAUGUCAUAACGCUGCUAUGGUUUAAAGAGAAUAACGUACAAAAAAGUAAUUAAAUUGAUGUUAUGAUUUUAAGAAGAAAAGUUCCUUAGAAUAAAUACAUUGUACAAUGUCUGAUGAUAAGCAAUAACAUAUGCACAAAGGAAGUACAUGUACCUAUUAACACGAUCACUUUCUAUAUAAUUGGAUUAAUGAAAUGUAGCGUAAGAUAUGACGGUUACAAAGUUAAUUUUCAUUUGUGUACAUAUGAAUUGUUAUGCAAACGAAGCAAGUCUGUUUUACAUAUCGACGACGAUUUAUUACUUGUUUGACUUAAGCUUGUUUGCACAAUCUGUCACUGGAGGGAAUAAAUUGAGCCCUUGCCGUGUAAAGUACGGGUACAUGGAUUUAAGUAUUUUGUUUGCACUUUGAAAAUUAUAACAAACUAUUGCACUUUCUAAAGAUGUGAAUUAGAAUACAUUUGUCCGUGUGUUGCACUUCGAAUGUCACACAUUGCCUUUAUGAGAAGUUUGGGUCUGGUGUUGGGAAUACCGAGCUAGCUAUGCAUGUGGCAUACUCCUUGCCGAAAUGUCUUUAUCGAAUUACACUAUAUAAAAGCUUUGUUGUA